AUGUUUAUAUGUUUUUCAUAAUUUUGCUAUUUCAGGAAGUGUUGAUGACGACAAAAUUGUUGCUUUUAAAUGGACGCAGGAUAAGGGACCCAGUAUCCCACUAGGGGCCAUGAACACACCGAUUCUCACAUUGGACAACAUGGUUGCAGGGAGCUACGUGUUCAGUGUACAAGUAACUGACAGUGGCGGUCUCACAUCGUCGGCAUCGACUCGAGUCGAAAUUGAAGCGGAGCGUGAUGAUCCGCCAAAAGCCCACAUCAAUGAAUGCGGCAGUAAAGAACAUACUGGAUCGCUCACUGUGCGUCUUCCGCUGCCUGAACUCAAUCUGUGUGGCAACAGUUCAAUUGACGAUAAGGGCAUAGUCUCCUACAACUGGUUCCGAGUUGAUAAGUUAUCUGAAAAGCUCUCCGUUGACACGGCUGGCUCAACCACAAGCAUCCUCACAUUGAAAAAUAUCCAAGCGAAUGAGCGAUUGGGUCCAUACGAGUUCCAGCUGGAUGUAACGGAUACUAAAGGACAAAAGGACUCUACCCGAAUAAGUAUCUUUGUGAACAAAGCUGAAAACUUUCCUCCAGUCGCUGAUGCGGGUGGAAAUCACACAGUCAUUCUUCCUGAAAAUGCUAUUGUGCUUGAUGGAAAUGCCAAGGACGACGGAAGUAUUGUCAGCUAUAAUUGGACUCAAAUCGAGUACGCACUCAGUUCACUUUCUAUUUUGUUAAAUUUUCACACUCCGUAUUUCAGCGGCCCAUCUCGUGCAUCACUAGUGAAUGCUGAUAAAGCGAAAGCUACUGCAUCCCGUCUUCAAGAAGGAGUAUAUCGAUUCUUGUUGACAGUGGUUGAUGAUGGUGGGCUUAACGGUACCGCAUCCGCAUACAUUACUGUGGAACGAAGUAAGAAUGAGCCACCUGUUGCUCGUGCGCCUAACGUCACUGUUCAUCUUCCGACUUCGGUAGCAGUUUUGAAUGCAUCAUCUUCCUCUGAUGAUGCCGGUAUCGUAAGCUUCCAUUGGCAGCCGCUUGAUGAUGUACCAGCAUCUAUGAUUGCUCUCGAUGGGACGGAGAACACCCAGAUUAUGUUCAUAACUGGCCUCGUAAAGGGCACGCAUGUUUACAAUCUGACUGUUGCCGAUCAGCAGAAAGCAAGGAACUCCAUACUUGUCUAUCUGACAGUUAUCGAAGGCGAGGAAGAGCUGGAAUCUGUGGAAAUCCUGUUGAAAAAGAGCAUAGAAGAGUGGACAUAUCGCCUUCGGCGAAAACUCCGCGACAGAAUUGAAGCGAGUCUAGCAGGAUCAAUAGAGGUUCGAAAAUGUGGAAAUUAUUUCAUUUCGGUCCUCUUUUCCUCUUGUUUGCAGCAAGAUGUGGCGGCCCAUUUUUCACCUCGGGAGAUAUUUCUCUUCAAUCGAAUCGAAGAGUCUGAUGAAUUGGAGACGGGUAUUCGAGAGUUCAUGCGUGCUAUUUACUUCGUUUUGGAGAGCAAGCGUGUCGACCAAUCAUUCGAAAAACUGGAAUGUCCUCCGUGUCCUGCUCUACCAGAGGAAGAGAAGUUCAGAGUCGGAGUGGAAAAUAAAACGUCGAAGAUGUACAAACGGAAGUGCGUGGGCCGAUCUCGAAAGCAAAAUGCCGACUAUGCCAUGUUGACAGGACUUCCGCAGUUGGCGCUAGACUCUUACGCUGCUUCUAUGGAACUACUAAAAUCUUCCAAUGACAUGCUGUGGUAUGCAGGUCUGUUCAUCACCAAAUACGACUAUUUUGCAUCAACUUCUGUGAAGGAUGGUGCGUGUUGCUGCGAUGUCACUUUUAUAAUGAAUAGCCUGUCCUUCGAUGUUCAUUCUAUGGUAUCGUUAGGACACCAGCGCCAUCGUUCAGAUGAAAAUGCACGCGUACCUGUCACUGAUGACGGUAGCGAUGGAAGUGAAGGCCGUCGAUCUCGCAUGCCAUGGGCAGUACUUCGUGGCGAAAGAUCGAAGGAUAAAAUUGAACCCGCUGCUAUCCUUGAGAAAUUCGAGCAGGCGCUGGAAUACUACUCGAAGUUCUCGUUUGCUGCAGUGAUCGAGUACGACUGCAUGAUGAAAGCAGUGUCUCUUUAUCGAUACCAACGGUUGUACGUCGAAAUGGAAGUACGUCUAACAUACUUGCCAUCGAUCACAUUAGCGGUAAAUACUAGGGACGACAGUUUUACAAGGUUCGAUAACCAUACGAAGGCGGCUAUAUGCAGCAAUUCGGCGGCGCUGUAUAGAGAGAUAGGAUUUCGACGAAAGUGUUCUUUUUUUGCUCGGGGACGCGGCCCCAAAUUGCUGAUGGUGAACACAGGACCCCUCAAGACUACAGAGCUGUGUAUCCAAUCCUUUACAGGUUUGAUUUCAAUUUUAGCAGCUCCGGUGAAGCUCAAGCGAAAUCUUCAGUGCAAAAACCUUUCCGGAAUUUCCUCGCUUUUCAUGGUAUUCUUCAAAAUGCAGGCUUGGGCAAGAAAUGUAGUUUUAGGUGAUCCUAUACUUUGUCCACUUCCACCUCAUUUGGCUCCUACAGUUAUCCCAGCCAAAGCUGGACAACCGCAGCUGUUCAUCUACUCGCCAUUUCAGCAGAAGAAGGCAUCGAAUGAGAUAUAUUGGGUUGUGGAUUGCGCUGGUGAAGUUUCAAUACUGGUCUACAACUGUCGUCCUUAUGAGCUAGUAGUGAGGGAGUUGUGCUUGCUCGCGGAUGGUUGUGUUUUUGAAUCGGUUCCUGUGCGCCUUAUCCUUCCAGCAGCGAACGAAGGCGCUCCUGCGAGGAUCAAGCUAAUUGGUGUUCCAAGGACUCCGGGUUUGUUGACGAUUACGGGUUAUUGCUGUGAAGUAUUCGGUGUGAAAAAUGUUUGCAAACUUUUUGGACAAAGGCCUUUGAAGGUAGAAGUUCUUCCGUCCUUAGCUGUCCUUCAACUCGAGUCCUCCUUACCUCGUGCUCCCAUAGAAGAAGAUCUGAAUGACAGAAGCACGGAAAUUACUGUAUACUCUGGACAGCUUUUCGCCCGAUUACCCGAUGUGAUGACUUCAUUCAAGGUUUCGGGAGGUCCUUCAAUGAUCGAGUUGUCGAGUCAAACUGAUGACGAGUCGUUCUCAUUGGCGCCCCUAGAGGAAAAGGAAAUCAAAUUUCGAAUAUUUGGAAUCGAUCCUACCGCUACAGCCGAUGACGAAGGCUCUGAAGAGAGGAUAGUUGAAACUGUGCUUCCGCUAGCGUCCACCAUGGUUGAAUUGCCUCCUGACAGUGAAGCGCAUGAUUUAAUACCCUAUACCGGUCGCCUGCCUCACCUGGUUGAAAAACUGCGAGCUACGCUAGAACUGCACGUUGCUAAGCAUUUGGAUAUUCGAUGGGCUAUUCCAGCAAUGAACUUGGAAGGACUAGUACCUGUUGGAGCACUUUUGUCAUCGGUAUCCUUGCUGAAGCAACUGGUUUUGCCGGCUAUAUCGUUAGAUAUCUCCGUCAAUGGUGUUCCUUAUUUGAGUGAAGAUGACAUUUCUAUACCGCAUGUGUCGAUUUCCUCACCACGAUGCGAGCUGUCAUUCCACGUGAUGUUCCGAGUUGAAGGAGUGCAUAAAAUUCGCCCGCAAAUCGUAAGCAGACGAGCCAAUGAAUCCCUGUUCUCGGACGAGAUAUUCGUUUCACCUGUCGGUUUUAGUGUGUCUACUAAGGCGCAUCAAUAA
Molecule: messenger RNA, 3676 nt
Organism: Ostertagia ostertagi
Lineage: Eukaryota; Metazoa; Nematoda; Chromadorea; Rhabditida; Trichostrongylidae
Source: the annotation of a GenBank genome assembly